CAGGGGGCAGUAAUCACAGUAAUCACCUCUGGUGCCCGGGGCUCUCUUCUCCAUGGCUUUGAGGAGGGGACUUCCUGUAAGGACUCCAUCUUGUUUGUGUGAGGCUGACAAAGUCAUUUGGGGCCUGCUCUCUUUGUCCUCAGCAGCUUUCCUUGAUCUUCUCUAAACCUCCAGCUCCAGAUCCCACAGGUUCUCUUCAUAAGCAGCCUGUGAGGACAUUGGUGACAGGUCACUGCCUUCAGGCCACACCAUGGGUCAUAAUAACACAGGUAACUCCUUACAAAGAAGAGCAAGAUGCUCGGGUAUUUACCGACGGAGGCAUAACAAUUGGUCUGGGCAUGUCCGUUCUGGCAUUGAUUCUUCAUCCCACCAGCAGCAAGAUGGAGAUCCAGCAACAAAUGACAGUCGCAUGAGCACCCGAGGAAGAUAUGCUCCCUAUGCCAUUCCAUCCUGUCAUUGGAGAGGCAGUUUUCAGAUACAAGACCAAACGCAAGCUAACAUGGAGGGAGAGCAAAAGCGUCCAGAGACAAGAAUGGAGGGGGAGAGGCAGGAUGAGACCUCCAGGAGCUGGUUCAAGAUCACAAUUCCAUUUGGCAUCAGAUAUGAUGAGAAGUGGCUGCUGAAUCUGAUUCAGAAGCAAUGCAGUGUCCCCUUCACCCCAGUGGAAUUUCACUAUGAGAAAAUGCAGGCCCAGUUCUUUGUUGAGAAUGCCGGCAUUGCCUUCGCAUUGAAGAGUGUCAACGGCAAGAUCUGGAAUGAGAAUAAUGAAAUGAUAUCUAUCUUUGUCCACCCCUCUGAUGCACCCCAGUCUGUGCAGAAGGAGCUGAAGCCAGAAAAUGUGGAUCAGAUAAAGCUUUUGCCCUCGACCCUGAGCGACAAGAAACCCUACCAGAUGGAUGGUCUAUCCAACACUAUGCAGAAUGCCUCCAGCAUCAAGGCCUUGAACCUCUCCAACAGUGAGUCUGCAGGGGAGUUGGACAAGGGCAAAAGACUGCAGCGAGAAGACAUGAGUGCAAACAGAAGCCCCCUGUGCACCACCUUUCCCGAUAAAUCAACCAACAUAAGCUCCAUCCUGGAACUGUUUUCCAAGUUAUUAUGCCUGGAUGGCCAGGAGUCACCUUCACCAACCAGCAUUGGUAUUGCAGACCACAAGAGGUUACCAACCUGCAAGGGAAGCUUCUUUGGAUCUGAUGCACUGAAGAGUCUGGUCCUGCAAUUCCUGCAGCAGUACUACUUGAUCUAUGACUCUGGAGACCGUCAGGGUCUCCUCGGUGCUUACCACGAUGAGGCCUGCUUCUCCUGGACCAUUCCCUUCAACCCCAAGGAGCCAGCCCCAAGCAGCUUGUGCGAGUACCUCAAGGAAAGCAGGAACAUGAAGAAGGUCCAGGACCCCUACCUGCGUGUUCAGCUUCUGAAGCAUACAAAACAUGACAUUGUGCACUCCCUCUGUGUGCUGCCCAAAACUCAGCAUGACCUCAGCUCCUUUGUGGUGGACAUAUGGUUCCAGAUGGACUUGAUGCUCUGCUUCUCUGUCAACGGAGUGUUCAAGGAAGCUACUCGAACACCUUUUCCCAGAAGCAGCAGGGAAUGGUUCAGUCUUUCACCACACAGUCUGGGAUGAACCUCCAACGGUCUCAGAAGUAACUUCAUGACCUCUAUUAGGAAUAUGCCGGUUCUCGUUUAAGCCAAGGUCAAGCACAAGAUCCCAGAGGAGGUCAUCAUACAGACUGAUCCAGGAUCCUGAAAACACAGCCUGGACAAGAAACCCUGUGUGGUCAUGUUCAUCUUCAUUAUCAUUGUUGUGUUUAUUUUCUAGUCUGAGUUAACUUCUGACUGAGUGGAUGGCCUUCUUGGGGCUGAGAAGCCAACGUUAAACUGAUACUUACCCACCUAAAGACCAACUGGUGUGUAGUUUCCUACUCAGGAUUCCUGAUUCUCUUCUUAAUAAAUAGUGACGUAGCAUGUUAUGUUGAAAGACUGCAAAAUCUAUUCGAGGAAGGUAUUUUGAUCACUGGUAUACAGACAAAGAAAAUGAGAGUCAGAGAAGGCCAGUGACUCCUGGAAAACAGUGGGGUAGACACUCAAAUCCUAGACCUCUCUCUAAAGCCCAGGUUGUGUGUCUGCCCCAGUUCUGUGUGCCUAUCCAGGUGAGGGAUGUUCUCUUAUUCUGUUAUACCUAGGGAUAGUGUUCUUUGCCUCUAAAAUAUUAGUCAAAUAUUUUUAUGCAGAGAACAGCAUUCAUUCUUAGCCAUACAAAUCUAUUCAAAUUUAAAAACAAUCCAUUUAGGGAAAAACAGCAUUAUAGAGCACAAGAGAACCUGGCAAGCAAAAAAUGCACUCAUAUAUGACUCACAUUGUAUUGAUAUCCUUGAUAUAUAGAAAAAUCAAUAGAGAGGGAAACAUAACAAUCAAAAAUUGUUAUUAAAAUUAAUAGCUAUGCUAAGUGAAAUUAGUCAGUCACAGAAAGACAAAAAUCAUAUGACUUCACUCAUAUGAGGACUUUAAGAGAAAAAAAAGAUGAACAUAAAGGAAGGGAAACAAAAAUAAUAUAAAAACAGGGAAGGGGACAAAACAGAAGAGACUUAUAAAUACGGAG
Messenger RNA from Acinonyx jubatus (cheetah), 2596 nucleotides. RefSeq names its product nuclear RNA export factor 3. The transcript has 18 exons. Gene Ontology annotation, biological process: poly(A)+ mRNA export from nucleus. Gene Ontology annotation, molecular function: RNA binding. Gene Ontology annotation, cellular component: nucleus; cytoplasm. The record is from RefSeq and is a predicted model, not a curated record. Bases 251 to 1621 code for a protein of 456 amino acids. Lineage: Eukaryota; Metazoa; Chordata; Mammalia; Carnivora; Felidae.